Molecule: messenger RNA, 2958 nt
Organism: Atta colombica
Lineage: Eukaryota; Metazoa; Arthropoda; Insecta; Hymenoptera; Formicidae
Gene: Shal
Product: potassium voltage-gated channel protein Shal
Exons: 7
Coding region: 369-2213 (614 amino acids)
Biological process (GO): potassium ion transmembrane transport; protein homooligomerization
Cellular component (GO): voltage-gated potassium channel complex; membrane
Molecular function (GO): A-type (transient outward) potassium channel activity; protein binding
Source: RefSeq, a predicted model, not a curated record
GAAAUCUUUCGAGAGUUGCAAAAAAGAUCAUUUCAAGUUCAUUGCAAGAAAGAUAACUGAGGUAAUCGUCGAGAUAGCUACGAAUGUUUGAGUGACGAGCGGUGUCACAAAUUUCAGUUCGUAAAUAUUCGAAUUGGCAAAAAAGAAAAAACGCUUUAUAUGAUUCAAGGAUCUUAUCCAUCAUCAAAGCAAGUAUUUACCGUAAGUGAUUGAUACGGGGCGGAUCAUCGAUGUUAGACUUGUUACGUACCUAGAUCGCCAAGGUUUGUGAGAAUCGAUUUGACGUGUCAGGAGUAGAGUUGCCGACGCUUCGGGUACGGUAAACGCUGGCUCUCCCGCUACCCUGAAGGAAGAUUCCACCUUCAAGUAUGGCCUCGGUGGCAGCGUGGCUGCCAUUCGCCCGUGCGGCGGCGAUCGGUUGGGUACCGAUCGCCACACACCCACUGCCACCGCCGCCGAUCCCGAAAGAUCGGCGCAAGGCCGACGACGAGAAGCUGCUGAUCAACGUGAGCGGCCGUCGCUUCGAGACGUGGCGCAACACCCUGGAGAAAUAUCCAGACACGCUACUCGGUUCGAAUGAACGUGAAUUCUUCUACGACGAGGAGAGCAAGGAGUACUUUUUCGACCGGGAUCCAGACAUCUUCCGGCACAUUCUCAAUUAUUAUAGAACUGGCAAGCUACAUUAUCCGAAGCACGAGUGCCUGACGAGCUACGAUGAGGAACUUGCAUUCUUCGGUAUCUUACCGGAUGUGAUUGGCGAUUGUUGUUAUGAGGACUAUAGAGAUCGCAAACGCGAGAACGCCGAACGGCUGAUGGACGAUAAGUUGAGCGAGAAUGGUGACCAAAACCUCCAGCAGCUGCUCGACAUUCGGCAGAAGAUGUGGCGGGCCUUCCAGAAUCCGCACAUUUCUACUGCCGCGUUGGUAUUCUACUAUGUCACUGGAUUCUUUAUCGCUGUGAGCGUGCUUGCGAACGUGGUGGAGACUGUGCCGUGUGGCAAUCGUCCGGGCCGUGCCGGCACUCUUUCAUGCGGCGAGCGUUACAAGAUCGUAUUCUUCUGCCUGGACACAGCGUGCGUAAUGAUUUUCACGGCCGAAUACCUGCUCAGGCUGUUCGCCGCUCCCAGCCGAUGCAAAUUCGCGCGCUCUGUGAUGUCGAUAAUUGAUGUGGUCGCGAUACUGCCGUAUUACAUCGGACUUGGAAUCACCGACAAUGAUGACGUGUCGGGUGCAUUCGUGACGCUACGCGUGUUUCGCGUGUUCCGUAUCUUCAAAUUUUCACGCCACUCGCAGGGAUUACGUAUUCUGGGUUACACUCUAAAGUCCUGCGCUUCCGAGUUGGGUUUUCUCGUGUUCUCGCUCGCGAUGGCUAUCAUUAUCUUCGCUACCGUCAUGUUCUACGCGGAAAAGAACGUCGACGGUACCAACUUUACCUCGAUACCUUCCGCCUUCUGGUACACCAUCGUAACGAUGACUACGCUGGGCUACGGUGACAUGGUUCCGAAAACGAUUGCGGGAAAAAUCGUCGGGGGUGUAUGCUCCUUGAGCGGUGUCCUAGUGAUCGCUUUACCGGUACCUGUUAUCGUCAGUAAUUUCAGCAGAAUAUAUCAUCAAAAUCAACGUGCUGAUAAACGGAAGGCACAAAGGAAAGCUAGAUUGGCACGUAUCAGAAUCGCGAAGGCGUCGAGCGGUGCCGCUUUCGUUAGCAAAAAGAAAGCAGCGGAGGCUCGUUUGGCCGCUCAGGAGAGCGGGCUGCAGUUGGAGGAGUUUUAUAAAGAGGAGGAUAUCUUCGAGCUGCAACAUCAUCACCUACUUCGUUGCUUGGAGAAGACCACGGACCGCGAAUUUGUGGAGAUGGAGGUGCCGUACAACGGCGCUCCGAAGAGACCGGGCUCGCCAUCGCCCCUGACCUCCCCCGCGCACAGCACUGCCUCCAGGGGCGGCCUGCUGCAGUCUUGUUGCGGGCGCUGCUAUCCCCAACGUUACCAGAGUUUGUCCUAUCAACUUACCUCGAACGAGAGCAAGGACAGAGUGGUGCUCAUAUACGGCGACCGUAUACAGGUGCGGAAAAAGGACCUAAAGAAGCGCGAUUCCCACAUCUGCGACAUGCAGGCCCUACAGCCACUUCCGGCCCCCACCAACACCGCCAACACCGCGCCCGCCAUGACUACUUCCGGUGGACAGCCACCGCUCCCGGUAUCGGAGACCGUUUGAAUCACGAUGAUCACGAGAACCGAUCACGAUCGUCCGUGUGCGAUGUGCUAGCCACGCAUUAUCACACCACCACUCACCUAUAAACUCACCGCCGUCCUUCUCCACACCUGUGCUCGCUGAACCCGAUGAACGAACCACGGCCGACCACGGUCGAAGCAACGUAAAAACGAAUCGUUUGCAUCGAUGCCACGCGACGAUGGAGAUCAUCAUCAGAUUCAACAGCACUCUGAAUCGCGGUUUCGCAAGCGGAUUGAUUCGCUUCCCCGGAGAGGACGGAACGAUCGUUCGUUAUUCAGCGGGAUCUAUACAGAGGAUCUGGGAGGAUCUAUAUCAUCGCGAUGCGGAUCGAUUGUUAUCGAAAUACGAGGACCGACGCGCGGUUCCUCCUAUGCGAUCGUAGUCCUGUUAGAAUUUCCGACAAUUCGCAAAUUUCCGUUUAACGGAAAAAUAUCUCGUAUUAGCAACGUUUGUUUGCAUGUCCUCGUUGCAAUCGCAAUACCUGGUUACAUGCCGGAUGGAUUUCUGCAGGAAGAGAAAAGCGAUUGAGCACUUCCUGAUGAAAUCCGUUUACGCCAUAUGACAGUUAAUUAAAUUAAUUGAUUAAAUUGUGCCAGCGACGAGUUCGCAAAAUGGAUAACCCAGGUGUGGCUAAGUGAUUACGAUUAGAGUUGCGCAAUUAUACGGGAUUUGUCCGUGCGAGAUCGAGUCCUUGGGAGGGUGGUUUUGCAACAUGUUACUUCGCGUC